This is a messenger RNA of Closterium sp. NIES-65, 657 nucleotides long. The record is from the annotation of a GenBank genome assembly. NCBI's taxonomy places the organism in Eukaryota, Viridiplantae, Streptophyta, Zygnematophyceae, Desmidiales, Closteriaceae.
AUGGACGUGUGGGGCCCAGCCCGCAUCCAGGGACAGGGCCGCGAGCAAUACAUUCUGCUGCUCCCCGAGCGGUUCGACACGGACCUUCCUGUCCUGUGUCUGCACUCUGACAGAGGUGGUGAGUUUUCCUCCGACCUCUUGCAGGACUUUUAUCGUGGGGAGGGCAUCACCGAGACGUUCACGCUUCCGGCCUCUCCGCAACAGAAUAGGGUUGCUGAGCGCCGCAUUGGCCUGGUCAUGGAGGUCGCUCGUACCUCCAUGAUCCAUGCGGCUGCCCCCCAUUUUCUGUGGUCGUUUGCGGUACGGUACACUGCGCAUCAGCUCAACCUCUGGCCCCGUGUCUCCUUGCCGGAGACCUCGUCGACACUACGUUGGAUGGGAGAGGUUGGCGAUGUGUUAGUGUUCCGGGUAGACCCACUACUCUUGGUUGAGCCUGUCGAGGUAACUGGUGACUCCGGUGCUACUGAGGGUGCAGAGCCUGCGGGUGCUGAGCCUGAGUGUGCGGAGCCUGGGGGUGCUGAGCUUGUGCGCGAGGAGCCUGGGGGCGCUGAGCCUGCGGUUGCGGAGCCUGAACGUGAGGAGCCUAGAGGUGCUGAGCCUGCGAAUGCGGAGCCCAGGGGUGCUGCGUUUGAGUGUGCGGAGCUUGGGGGUGCUUAG